Messenger RNA from Linum trigynum, 2522 nucleotides. Lineage: Eukaryota; Viridiplantae; Streptophyta; Magnoliopsida; Malpighiales; Linaceae. The record is from the annotation of a GenBank genome assembly.
GGCAAGCUAUCUACAUUUACUACAACUUCUCUCUACUUUCUCUCUCUAGUCUUUUCCGUCCUGUUUUAGCUAAGAGUGAGAGACGCAUGCACUCUCACAUUCAUGUUUAUCACCCCAAACCCCCUUUGACCCGAGCGACCCCCUGUCACUUAGGCUCAAACAAUUGGCGCCCACCGUGGGGCCAGACAUGACUUUGAAAAACGCUUCCCCUCAAAGAAGACACAGGAGAAGAGCACACCUCCAACUAAAAGCUCCCAUUAGGAGACUAAUCGGUCGGGAGACGCCCAAUCCAUAAGCUCUUACUAUAGAAGGAAUUGAACCAUCCAGUGAUGAGGACGUGCCAACAACAGCAGAAGAAACCAAACAGCUGGGUUGUCUCCUUACCAAAAUUCAAGAUACGCAAGGGCAGUAAAGGGCGAGCAUAACGGGGCAGCUCGACCAAGCGUUGUUGGCACUCUCGAAAAAGGACAUACUCUUGUGCCACCCCCUGCUCAAAUCACCUUGUACGAAUGUUGAAUGCUCAAAGAUAAGGCAUAUAUGACGGAGAAUGAAAUGGUAACACUGUUGGAUGCCAACAAUGAAGAUGAAAGACCAGGCGCUCGAGGAGGCGCCCGACCAAAUAAAGAAGAGGUCGAGCGCCUAAGGCGCCACCUCACCAAUUUCCAAGAGAAACAAGAACUUCAUAUGGCCAACAUGCAAGGAAAACUCAGCCAAGUAAUAGUGACUCUAUCGAUCGUGAGCAAAGGGCGCACUUUGGCACCUAUAGAGGAAAGUGUGCGCUCUAACGUAAAAAACUCAAAGGAUAUAUGCAAGUAGUAGAGAACGAAGUAAUUGAAGUUUUAUUGGAUACUGGUGGUGAAGAGGGAGCCUCAAACGCCUGGCAAGAAGAAGAGGCUUCAGAUACGGAUGAUCUACUUUCCUCAAAAACACAUUCGAUCCAUCUUCAAUGGAAAGAUGAAAUUGGAGAAAAUCUUCCUUGUAUCAGAAGGUGCAUCAACACCAAAGAUGCUUUCCCUUUCGCCUAGGGAAUAAGGAAGAGCAUGACUAUUAUGGACUCUUCUUGCGUCGACACCUGUGGAAUGAGGUGAUGCAUGGUGUGUUAUUCCCUUAUCGAAUCGUAGUUGUACACCCCGCUUAGUUGGAAGGAGCCCCUUGUGCUCUCUUACUCCGUCAAGGAUAAACAUGACGUGUUAUCCCCAUAGUGGAGCGUCAUUGUGUCCCUGCUUAGACAGAUGUAGCUUAUAUAGCUCGCUUCCUCCGUUAAGAAGAAUUCUAGGCACGUUAUUUCUUGUUCAAGAGCGUCGGUGCUCUACUUUGGGGAGCAUCACCAAUGGUUCAUAGGAUGUUCAUCCCAACCGAUAUUCAUUCGCCGCUAAACCAGAAGAGCUCUACAGCUUGCGUUUGGCUCUUUAGUCAGGUGUCAGGCGCCCAACCAUGGGUCUUCAUGAGAGGAGGUAUCCCUACAAUAUCCCUCAAAUUUACCUGCUUGGACAGAUGGAGCUUAUAUAGCUCGCUUCCUCUGUCGAGGAGAAGCCUAGGGGCGUUAUUUCCUGUUUAGGAGCGUCAGUCCUCUACUUUGGGGAGCAUCACCAAUGGUUCAGAGGAUGUUCAUCCCAAUCGAUAUUUAUUCCUCGCUAAAGUGGAAUAGCCCUAGAGCUUGCUCCUGGCUAUUCAGUAAGGUGUCAGGUGCCCAACCAUGGGUCCCCAUGAGAGGAGGUAUCCCUACAAUUUCCCUAGAAUUUCCCUGUUUAGAUAGAUGGAGCUCAUAUAGCACGCUUCCUCCGUUGAGGAGAAGCCUAGGCGCGUUAUUCCCUGUUCAGAAGCGUCGGUGCUCUGCUUUGGGGAACACCACCAACGAUUCCAAAGAUGUUCAUCCCAACCGAUAUUCUUUCCCACCAAAGCGAAGAGCCUCUGAGUUUGCGCCCGACUCUUUAGAUGAGUUUCGGGCGCCUGGAUCCCAGGUCCCCGUGAGAGGUGAUGUCCCCCACACAACCCUCAUAAUGUUCCCGCUUAGGCACUUCUUUCAAGUUGCUAGGCGCCUGCUAAGGCACCUCUUUCAAGUCGUCGUGUUGUAACCCUGAUUAGUCGGAAGGAGUCACCUGUGCUCGAUUACUCCGUCGAGGGUAAGCCUAGCAUGCUAUUCCCUUACCCGAGCGCCAUUGUACUCUCGCUAAGUUGGAGAGAGCCCAUUGUGCUCGUUUACCCUAGGGGUGGGAAAACGGUUCGGUAAACCCGAACCGAAACCAAAUUAAACUGAACCGAAACCGAAUUAAUGCUAUUCGGUUCGGAAUUCGGAAGGAAAAUAUGGAUAGUUCGGAAAUCAGGGUUCUUUCAACCGAACCGAAUUUCCGACAGAAAAACCGAAAUACUAUAAUGCAAGCUCCAAAUGGUGGAUUUUUAUGUUUGUAGUUGUUUUUGGGAUUUUUCCAGAAAUAGAACCUUUAAAAAAAAUUACAAAAAUAGCACCCAUCCGUAAAAAUUUACACUAAUAGCACCCUUUUUAAUAGAACGCACCUUGUAGA